This is a messenger RNA of Acanthochromis polyacanthus (spiny chromis), 3255 nucleotides long. It is a transcript of the gene parp9, whose product is annotated as poly(ADP-ribose) polymerase family member 9. The transcript has 8 exons. Bases 272 to 2563 code for a protein of 763 amino acids. NCBI's taxonomy places the organism in Eukaryota, Metazoa, Chordata, Actinopteri, Pomacentridae. Gene Ontology annotation, molecular function: transcription corepressor activity; ubiquitin-like protein ligase binding; NAD+ poly-ADP-ribosyltransferase activity. The record is from RefSeq and is a predicted model, not a curated record. Gene Ontology annotation, cellular component: cytoplasm; nucleus. Gene Ontology annotation, biological process: positive regulation of type II interferon-mediated signaling pathway; negative regulation of gene expression.
CUGAAGCUACUUUCACUUUUGUUUCCUAGGAAAUGAGACGUUGUUCUGUUUACUCCUAUCGCCCUAUAGUCAGGACUGGUUGGCUCAGGCUGGGCUGCUGCUAAAGGCAGGUCAUAUUUUCAGAAGUCGUAUGACAAAAAAAUUAAGUUAGAGUUGGCUUGCAUCCCGACGAGGGCAGUUUGAGCAGGUCCGCACCCUUACUUUCAUUCUUUCGCUUUCUGCUUUACCUCGGGACUUUCCAGGCGUAGAUACGUCGGUCUGUUCAGGAACCAUGGACAGUAAACUAGACAUUCCUCUUCAUGGAUAUUCACUUAACAUUGUGAAACGCCGUGGACAUGGUCUUAGCGAUAUACUCAGUUGCAAAUUUGGAUGUGUGGCUACCUUUGAAGGCGUGGACUUUGAGAGAGAUCGGAGCAUUGCAUCACUGACUGUUGCCCCAGAGAAGAGGUGUACUUUCAGUCUGCCUAUGGGUGUUCAGGUGUCUGUGUGGAAGGCUGAUCUCACCAAAUUCAAAGUGGAUGCAGUUGUGAAUGCUGCAAAUUCACAUCUACAGCAUUGUGGUGGCCUUGCCCAAGCUCUGUCUGAGGCUGGUGGUCCCAGAAUCCAGAAAGAGUGUGAUGAUUAUGUCAAUAAACAUGGUAAAUUAGAAACAGGAGACGCUAUGAUCAGUGGUGCUGGGACACUACAAUGCAACAAGAUAAUUCAUGCUGUGGGUCCAGAUCUAUCAAAGUAUCCUACCAAGUCUGAGAUGUCACAAGCUAAAUCGCUGCUGGAGAAGGCCAUCAAGAGCAUUCUUAACAAGGUUAAGGAAAAUAAUUUGAAGACAGUUGCCAUUCCUGCUAUUAGCUCUGGGCUGUUCCACUACCCGCUGCCAGAAUGUGCCGACACCAUAGUGUCAACUGUGAAGCGUUACUAUCAGAGUUCUUACUCUAAAGGACAUCGUCUUAAAGAAAUCUUCUUUGUGAACCACGAUGAGCCCACAGUGAAGGAAAUGGAGAGAGCGUGCCAUCAGAUACUUGCAAACCAAAAGCCUAUGAGUUACAGUCAAGCAACAGGAAGCGCAUCCAGAGGUCCUGCCAACACCCCACCUCCUACAGUCCAGAUUGGAAAAGUCCUUCUGAAAUUGAGGAAGGAUAAACUUGAAGAACAACAGACAGAUAUCAUUGUGAACACUGCAUCACCAGAUGGAAACCUGAGCUCGGGUCGAAUCUCCGGAGUUUUAUUGCAGAAAGCUGGUGAUGGAAUGCAAAAAGAAAUGGAUAAGGCUCAUAAGAAUGGCCAAGUCAUUCCUACAAAAUCCUACAAGCUGCCAUGUAAAGAAGUGUAUCACACUUUUUGCAUUGAGAAGUGGCACCAUAAAGCAAAUGAGAUCCUUUUCAAUUCUGUAUUGGAAUGUUUACAAAGAGCAGCGGCAAGUCGACACAAGUCAAUCGCUUUUCCUGCCAUCGGCACUGGAGCCCUCGGCUUUACCAAACCAGAAUCUGCCAGGAUCAUGUUGGAUGCAGUGGCUCUUUUCGCCCGAUCGUGUCAAAGGAUGAUGGAAGUUCACUUUGUCAUAUUUCCAUAUGACGAUGACACAUUUCAGGCUUUUGAGGAAAAAAUAAGAUCUCUUCAGCAACAUUAUUCAUCAGCCUCUCAUCACAGCCCUACAUCUGAAAUGCCCAGAGAUGACUUCCACGGCAGCAGAGCUCCAUCUCCUCAGAUGAGCCUGACUGGCCUCUCUGAGGAAUCAACACGUGAGGCUGAGAAGUGGCUCACUGACCUCUUCCAAUCCUCUGGCACUGUUACCAUCUGUAACAACUUCAUCCAGCACUUCAGCGAGGAAGAAUAUUGGCAGCUGACUCGUCUGCACAAAAGGGGUGUCUCCAUCGAGGAGUUUCUUGCCAAGGGUCAUGCAUGCAUAAAUAUAAGCGGGGAUUCUCGGGAAGAUGUUGUAAUGGCUGCGUUGCAGGUGGAGGCCAUGCUCUGCACCAUCCAGAAGAAGUUUGUCUCAGAGGAAGAGUCUGAAUUGCAAACUUUGACGGCUAAUAAAGUGUCCUUUCCUAAAAGAACGGUACUUGACUAUUCAAGCCAAGAGUUUUCAGACAGACAGCCUGCCUUCAAAAAUCAUUGGCCGAGAAUAUUAAAGGUGGAGAAAGUGGAGAACUCUACGCUGGAGCUGCUGUUUGACCUCAAGAAAAAACAGCUGGGCACCUCCACUCCUCAAAGAAUGUUUCAACGCAUACCUGCACAGUUCUGUGAAAUGGUCAGCCAAGUUGGAUUCCAUGCAGAGUGUGCACCACCUGAAGAUCCAGCAUAUGGUGAUGGCAUCUACUUCACUAGUACUGUGAUGGCGGCCAUGAAAACGUGGAAGGAGAGGAAUGAAGAGUAUCUUUACUUUGUGGAGGCUGAGGUGCUGACAGGAGACUCCUGCCCUGGUAAACCAGGUCUCAUUCUGCCACCCGCCAAAGGGAAAGAUCCCCACAUUUUAUAUGACAGUGUGACUGGAGGCACUGAUGUCACUGUCAUAUUUAGUGGCUAUCAAGCUCUGCCCAGGUACAUUAUCACCUGUAAGAAGAGAUAGAUUUCUCUAAAUAAGCUUGAGUACAUCCUUUGCAAACACAUUUACUACUAGAAAGAAAUGACUGUUUGCAGUAUUUCUUGUAACCACACGAUGGAGAUUAGUAUCGUAAAGUUAUAAAGAAAUCACAGAUGUUAGGUUUAUUUUUCUUACAGUUAAAAUUUAUGUAACUGCAGUAGUAGCUUGAGUUUCUUUUGUGGUGACUGACGUACGUUAUAUAGCAGCACUGGUAUUGCAAGGAGUGGCUUAAUCAUUUAUGUAUCAACCAGUGAUCCAGCUUUACAAAUGUGAUGUCUUAUAGCAGCAAUAUUAUACUUUGUUCAUUGGUGUAGGUUGUGUGUUUAGGGGCACAAAAUGAUUCCGUAUCAGUAAACCUCAUUAAAGCAACAAAUCAUUCAGAACUGGCUUCAUUUAGUUUAGAACAAGACUACAAUGUUAUUCUUCAUCUAACACAUACAAAGUUUUUGGUGACAGGAAUGUAGACUACAUGAGAGCAGCAACAAAUGUAAUAAUUGUAAAAUACACCAUGAUUGUCAAGUCCACUGAAAUGACAAAAUUUGCCAUGUGAGCACAGGACACACGUGGGGCAGAUAGAUUUUUUUUUUUUUUGAAGACUUGUAUUGAAUCAUUCUGUAUUUUGUAAUUAAGUUUCAACUACUUAAUAAAAAAUGGAAAAAGUGCUUGAAGAAGCCCAA